AUGGCUCCUGGGAAUGGGUCUUUCGUGACUGCAUUCAUCCUGGUGGGGUUAACAGACCAACUGGAUCUCCAAGUUCCCUUGUUUUUCCUGUUUCUAUUAAUGUAUAUGGUCACUGUGAUGGGAAAUUUGAGCCUGAUAAUCCUAAUUGGGAUAAAUUCACAUCUACACACCCCCAUGUACUUUUUCCUCUUUAACUUGUCCUUCACAGACCUCUGUUAUUCUUCAGUACUUACACCCAAAAUGCUGAUAGAUUUCUUAUCGAAGGAGAAUAUUAUUUCUUACAUGGGGUGCAUGACUCAGUUCUACUUCUUCUGUUUUUUUGUCGUUUCUGAAUGCUAUGUGCUGACAUCAAUGGCCUAUGACCGCUAUGUGGCCAUCUGUAACCCACUCUUGUAUAAUGCUGCCAUGUCCCCUAAAGUGUGUUCCAGCCUUAUGCUUGCUUCCUACUUGAUGGCAUUUUCUGGUGCCAUGGCUCACACUGGAUGCAUGCUGAGGCUGAUCUUCUGUGAUGCAAACACCAUCAACCAUUAUUUNAAACUGGCUGUCCAUCUGAAUCUCCCAGGCAUUGAUGAAGGACACAGCAUGCCACGCUGA
Odocoileus virginianus texanus is the source of this 594-nucleotide messenger RNA. Its product is annotated as olfactory receptor 8B3-like. The record is from RefSeq and is a predicted model, not a curated record. Gene Ontology annotation, molecular function: odorant binding; olfactory receptor activity; G protein-coupled receptor activity. Gene Ontology annotation, cellular component: membrane. Gene Ontology annotation, biological process: G protein-coupled receptor signaling pathway; sensory perception of smell. NCBI's taxonomy places the organism in Eukaryota, Metazoa, Chordata, Mammalia, Artiodactyla, Cervidae.